Melitaea cinxia (Glanville fritillary) is the source of this 629-nucleotide messenger RNA. It is a transcript of the gene MED9, whose product is annotated as mediator of RNA polymerase II transcription subunit 9. The record is from RefSeq and is a predicted model, not a curated record. Gene Ontology annotation, molecular function: transcription coregulator activity. The transcript has 3 exons. Gene Ontology annotation, biological process: regulation of transcription by RNA polymerase II. NCBI's taxonomy places the organism in Eukaryota, Metazoa, Arthropoda, Insecta, Lepidoptera, Nymphalidae. Gene Ontology annotation, cellular component: mediator complex. The coding region runs from base 193 to 543 and encodes 116 amino acids.
ACGACUGACAAUUAAUAAUAAUUACAAUUUGACAUUACAUUAAGAUUAUUGUAUAUGUCUCCGUCUUUUGCUAUUGUACUCUUUGGUAUAAGUUAAAAUAGUUAUACCUUUCAGUAAUAAAUGGCUUUUUAAUAAAUACCAAUACAAUAGGCAAGUGAAUAUUAUUUGUUACUAUAAGCAUAGUCGCUAAUUAUGGAAAAUAACACUGAUCAUUCCGAUCCUAAUAAUUUCAGUCCGUUAACUGUACAAGAAGUAGACGUAGACUUUUUACCGAUUGUUUACGAAAUUAUACGAAGUGUUGAAAGGGACUUCCAUGAUAACUCGGCCAAAGCAAGAGAAUCUCAAGAUUGUAGCUUGAAGGUGUUAGAGUUACAGAAGAAAUUCGACAUCGCUCGUUCUCAGAUAAGGCGUCUACCAGGAAUUGAAUACAACAAACACGACCAGUUGAAACAAUUUGAGAUCCUCAGGACACAGUUGAGGCUGAAAAGAGAACUCUUGCAAAAGUACCGUAACAUGUGUUCAUUCGAAACGUCGUUUAAGUGAUUUAAGAUGCCUCUGCGGACGAUACUUAGAUAUUUAGCCAAUAAUGAACAUCUUGUUCAAAAAAUCGCAGACUCUUAUCCAGUAAG